GCACCCCACUUCGCAGCUGCAAGCUAGGGUUUUGCUUCCUUGUUCCUCUUUAACAAGAAAGGGGUAGAAAAGGGGGGAGAAAAGAAAAUAGAGGAAAAUGGAUUCGUACUCAUCGCCUUCCUUUUCUUCAGAAUCGUCAAGCCAGUCGCCAGAGGCAGUGAUGGACCAGCUCAAGGCCCACUUAGCUCAGGCCUACGCUGAAGAGUUCCUCGAGACGGUAAGGGGCAAGUGCUUCUCAAAGUGUAUCACAAAGCCUGGGACAAGCUUGAGCGGGAGUGAGAGCAGUUGCAUCUCUCGGUGUGUGGAGCGCUACAUGGAGGCUACUGGAAUUGUGGGUCGAGCUCUUUUCAGUGCCCAACGUUAACGUUGACAUAACUGAAAUUUCUUCCUUUGCCCCAAUGAUAUAAAACCAACUCUAGAUGGAGGAGCUUCUUUGAUUAUCCAAUAUUUAUGAUCUUCCUAUCACAAUCUUAAGUACAAUCUUGGUGUCUCGAUGAAUCUGUUCUGUGGGCUUGUAGUGCUCUACUAUAUGAUCCAACGUAUGUAAAUUCUUCUGUUUGAAUUGAAUGUGACAAUUGCUGAAAUUAGUUGUCUUGUAUUUAAUAUAUUCUUGUGUUUUGAAA
Molecule: messenger RNA, 623 nt
Organism: Asparagus officinalis (garden asparagus)
Lineage: Eukaryota; Viridiplantae; Streptophyta; Magnoliopsida; Asparagales; Asparagaceae
Product: mitochondrial import inner membrane translocase subunit Tim13-like
Exons: 2
Coding region: 98-364 (88 amino acids)
Source: RefSeq, a predicted model, not a curated record